Coregonus clupeaformis (lake whitefish) is the source of this 4539-nucleotide messenger RNA. Its product is annotated as zinc finger and BTB domain-containing protein 21-like. The record is from RefSeq and is a predicted model, not a curated record. Gene Ontology annotation, molecular function: RNA polymerase II cis-regulatory region sequence-specific DNA binding; protein binding; DNA-binding transcription factor activity, RNA polymerase II-specific. Lineage: Eukaryota; Metazoa; Chordata; Actinopteri; Salmoniformes; Salmonidae. Gene Ontology annotation, cellular component: nucleus. Bases 137 to 3214 code for a protein of 1025 amino acids. The transcript has 2 exons. Gene Ontology annotation, biological process: regulation of transcription by RNA polymerase II.
GAUGACCUCAUCCCUGGAGUGGGAUGACGUCAAGUUCAAGAUGGAUGGAAUCACGACUACCACACACUCAACAGAAUUCUGAUAUAAAGUCUUGUUCGUGUGCUCCGUGGGAACAGAACGAAGACAUAGGGCCAGAAUGGAGAGUCUGGUGCACUACAGUAAUCCAUCCCACGGCCUCUCUGUGCUGGGGGUGCUCAAUGAGCAGCGCCUGAGGGGGCAGCUCUGUGACACAGUCUUGGUUGUGGGGGAUCAGAGGUACAAGGCCCACAGGAGUGUGCUCGCCGCUAGCAGUGAGUAUUUCCAAUCCCUUUUCACACGGAGGGAGUCUGAGCCUCACAAAGUGAUACAGCUGGACUUCUGUGAGCCUGACGCCUUUGAGAUAGUGCUGAAUUACAUAUACUCAACCUCUAUCUUCGUGGACAGAGGCAGCCUUGCAGCCAUCCAGGAGCUGGGCUACAGUCUAGGAAUCCCUUUUCUAACCAACAUUAUGUCAACAAGACCGCAUGUGUCCUACUGCGUCUCCAGAAAAAGGCUGUCCUUCUCAGAGGACGAUAACGACAGCCAGCCGAGGAGUGUCAUUGUGCGCCAGAGCCGAGGUGGUGAUGCUCCCGGCCCCGGUCGCUACGGUUCAAAUGAUCAAGGAGAACAGACUCAAGCUUCAGGACACAGGAAACUAAACGAAUCAUCCAGGAACACUGCAUCCAAUCCCAGAAAAUCAGCUGAAGCAACUGAUGAGGGUUCUAAUAGCAAGCCCAUCAGUUCAUAUGCCUCCAUCUUAAAGGGGAAGACAUCAUCACACACAGGGUCAUCAGGAAGGCCACAGCUCACCUCCUCAGUCUCCUUCAGUGAAUCUCCAACAGUCAUGUUACAAUCUGAUCCAAGCACUAAAGAAGUGGAGGAGGAGCAGAGGCUCUACAGACCCAAACCACACUUUCAGGGCCAGGCAGGGGAGCCUAGCCAGACCAUUGACAGGAGUGGCCCACUCAUAAAAAGCCUGCUACGCAGGUCAUUAUCCAUGGACAGUCCCGUCCCAGUCUUCUCCCCCACACUGGAGCUCAAUAAACUGCAAGGCCGAGAACAGUCUGUUGUUAAGAUGGUGGCAAAUACAGAGGAAGGGACUCCGACAGAGCACAAACACAGUGUGAAAGUAUUUCCGCCGCUUCUUCUCAAGUCAAGGCACCACAGUAGGUAUGAUGAUAAAGAUGAAACUCCAGGAAAGGAGUUCCAUGUGAAGACCGAGCCUAGCAGCCCACUGUCUGACCCCUCUGAGAUCAUUAGAAUCACAGUGGGGGAUUCUCUACCAGUUAACCUCAAAAACAUUGAAAUGGAUUUUGAACAAGGCCCUACUAAGCCAUUUUAUAAUCUCCCUGGAAAGAGAAAGGUGAGGCGAGACAAUCGAAGGUACCCAUUCAAAAAGUCUAAAGGGGUGAACGAACAUGAUUUCCUAUGUGAAGAUGAUGAAGACGAUAUGUCAGCAUCUGUACCUCACAACUCCAACAUGGACGACAAUGAUGAAGGCUGGACUGAUGAGCCCAGGAAGAGCAAGAUGUUUAAAUGCUGGAACUGUUUGAAAGUGUUCAGAUCCAACGCUGGAUUGCACCGCCAUGUUAACAUGUAUCACAACCCAGAUAAGCCGUAUGCUUGUGACAUCUGCCACAAACGCUUCCACACUAACUUCAAAGUCUGGACCCACUGUCAAACCCAGCACGGAGUGGUACAAAACCCUGCUUCAUCCUCCAGCUCGUUCCAGCUGGAUGAGAAGUUUCAGAGGAAGCUGAUUGAUAUUGUGCGGGACAGAGAAAUAAAGAAAGCCUUGCUCAUGAAGCUGAGGAGAAAUAAGCAGGGUUCGCAGUCUCAGGUGUUUGCCAAAAAAGGUGGCCUGAGAUCAAGGUCAAAUUUGAUAUGCCCUUACUGUGGGAAAUCGUUUGUGUUUCUGUAUCAGUUCAAGCAGCAUUUGAAGACACACCCUGCGGAGAGAGACAACCAAGAGACUGAGAGAGAGAGCAGUCUCUACCAAAAGGACCAGCCCAGUCAGAGAGAGAACACAGACACAGGGAUUUACUCCUGCAGGCUCUGCAAUGAGAAGCUGUCCUCUCUCUUUGAGCUGGGAGACCACGAGAGGGGCUGUCGACACGCAACCGUGUGCCCUUACUGUGGCCUCCGAUUCUCCAGCCCAGCGGUUAAAAAAGAGCAUGAAGCACACUGCAAGUACAAGAAACUGACUUGCCUGGAGUGCAUGAGGACCUUCAAGUCCUCCUUCAGCAUAUGGAGACACCAGGUGGAGGUUCACAACCACAACAUUAUGACUGUUAAGGAGCAGCUGCUGAGCCAUCGGGAGGAGAACAAUGGAGAAGUAUCUGACCACGUCGGAAGGCCUCUCCAUACCCAGGAGUCUGUGGGAGCGGGGAGCUCCAGAGAGGAAAUCAUCUACAGUGACUCCUCAGGUCCACCUAUGUUAGAUUCAGAGGAUUCUUUAUCAUUCGUGCCCGAGGACCUGAAUGCUAGCCAGCGUCACAACGACCAUCACGGCGAGCUGACAGUGAAGGACGAGCCCAUUGAGGAGGCCGUGAGCGAGAGGGAGGACAUGACGUCUAGGGCCGCCGUCGAGCCCGAGGAGCCAGGUGUGUGGCCAUGCGAAAAAUGUGGCAAGCUCUUCGGUGGCCACAAAGACCUUGAGCGUCACCAGGAGCUGCUGUGUCACAUCAAACCCUUCAUCUGUCACAUCUGCAACAAGGCCUUCAGGACCAACUUCCGCCUUUGGAGCCACUUCCAGUCCCACAUGUCCACCUCCGAUGAACCUGGAGCGAGAGAGGUCGAUGACAGGCGCCCUUCGUCUCCCUCCCCCUCACCACCACCGGCGGUCACACAAGCAACUGGACGUCCUGCCCCACAAGUUUCUCCACCUAAACCAGUGGAGGCAGAGCCAGUGGUAGCUAAAGCUGUGGUAGCGAAAGAGGAGGAGAAACCUGGAAGCUCAUCGUCAAUGCCCAGGACCAAAAGGCCAGAGAUGGACAGAUCACACAGUAGCCCCCUACCCAAGAUGGAUAGUGUGGAUAAUCCCCUCACCCCUCAGGAAUCAGAAACCCUUUUUUACCACGCCCCCACUCUCUCUGCCCUCACAUUUAAGAGGCAGUACAUGUGUAAGCUCUGCCACAGAACAUUCAAGACUGCCUUUAGUCUUUGGAGCCAUGAGAAGAGCCAUAGUCACAUUUAAGUGUGUCUCACUCAAACACCUGUACUCUGUUUUGAGCCUCUGAGAUGAUACUUUAUGCUCACAGCAUCGUAAGAGAUCAAAUAUAACUCAGCCUACACAAUAAAUAUUUUGAAUGUAUCUAUUGCUGUUGAUAGUGGCUUGGCUUCAUGUUAUGUUUUCCAGUGGCCAUGUGUCAUAGAGGUGUGAAAGUGAAUGUGUGCAAUGAACUGCUAUUUGCCUCAUCGGCUCCAUACAAUGGUUACUUUGCCUUUGACAUUAGGUUAGUACUGUGUAAAUCUAUUUCAGAUAACCCCCUUUGAGUUGUCUUCACCUAUAAAACUAUUUUGAUUCAAAAAUUGCUGUACUGUACAAUUCAAGAUCAGUUACGUGCUUUUGGUUAAGUUGUGAAUUUGUGUUGAUUGAUGCGUGAAGAUGACAUUAUGAAGAUGAUAUUAGUGGCCUCGAGCAUCAUGUUUAUUGAUAUGCACUUUGCAAUUCUGUUCAAUAUUUACAUUGCAUAUAAUGGUCAAAUUACAUUGAUUUAAUUGUUGUUAUAUGAAUCUUUAUUUUGGAUCCUCUGCAUUCCAUUAACAUUUCAGUUGUAAUCUGUUUUGUACCAUAAAAUUAUGGUUUUAAUAUUGUCUAUUCGUGUUAAUUCUUCUUCAUUCAGAUUUUGUCAUUGCCUUAGUGAUAUUUCAUGAAGAUUAUACACGAAAACAAGACCAAAGAGCAGUUAGAUUAGCAGGGGAAUAAGAACUUGGAACGCAUGCAGUAUUUCAACUGACACUAUUUUGUAGAUUCUGAGUAAAAUAAAUAAUUUAUCUUAUUUUCUUCUUUAAUAUUAGAUAUCAUUAAAUUACAGAUUAUCAUUAGUGGAUUAUUGUGUAAAGAAUAUGGAAAAUAUGUACUUUAUUGGGAAAGGAGUUUUGUUUACCUUCUGCCCACUGGGUGUGGUGUAUGGUAGAUUUUGUUGUUGUUUUUUAUGAUUCAUUUGGUACACAAAUACAACAGCACACAAGCGACUUGUAUAGUAGAUACAUAGACAGGAGUGAAUUUGAAUGGGCAAGAACAUGGGUAUAUUGCUCUCUGUCGGCUCAAUACCUGUAUGAUUAAGUCUGAAAUAGUUUGUAUGAGGUUGAAAAUUACACAAGUAAUCGUAUGAAUUGAUAGCAUAGACUUAGCAUAUGCAUCCUGAGACAAUGAAGCACAGUAAGAGUUGUUGCAGAUAAAAAAUAUUUAACUUAGAUAUUUAGAAUGAUUUACAACCAAGAGCCAAUAAAUGUACACAUAUACAGUAUAUACAGUACCAGUAAAAAGUUUGGACACACCUACUCAUUCAAGGGUUU